GUGGUUUGACGUACACUCCCUGCAAUGAUGCUUCUAGUUUGAGGUUUUCCUCUUGACUUAAACACUGCUGUCCUACCAAAAUGGCAGGCGUUGAUGCUUUACGUCCUCCGAGGGCCCCACCUGACCAGGAACGGAUGCAGACUGAGGCCUUAGAAGAGCAUACAGAACUCUGGUGGUCUAGACAGCCAGUUAAAUCAAUCCUGUGCUACUGCUUGGCUGUCCUCCUUAUACUGGCAUGUGGCAUCGGUGGCAUCGUCCUGUUAUCCACCACCACCAGCCCAUCCGGAGAAUGGAGGCUUGCCGUGGGGGCAACCUUGUGCAUCCUCUCUCUUUUUGUUUUGCUGAAGCAACUUCUGAGCUCUGCGGUCCAGGACAUGCAGUGUGUAACCAGAAGAAAUCACAUUGACAUGCUUAGGAGCGGCGGUCUAUCGGACAUCAUCGUGUUCUUUGUAAGUGCCAUCAUCAUCCUCGUGUGCGGUGUGGUCCUUCUCGUGCUUUCCGUUACUGGAGAAACUCCGGGAUUCCCUCCCGUUCUGGUCACCAUGCACACAGUAGGGGUCUCCCUCGUGGUCAUGGGGGCCAUCAUCUUUGUUGCUGUUUUGACAUUUUCGCUUGCGGUUCUGUGUAGGUCUUAUGUUCCCAGCCGCUUCCAUCCCUGGAACAUGAGUGUCUUCUCCAUCUCCGGGCAGAUGAAUCAGCGGCAGAACACGGCCUCAAGUUUGGCCAACCUCAUCUAAGCCAUCGUUAACUUUACCAGAGGGGAAUUCAUCUUUAUGUGUCUUCAUGACGUCUGUGGAUCUGAGCCAACUUGACACAAUGGUGCUUUUUUCAGGAGAGCUGGAUGUAGACUUCAAUCUCGAAUAUGAUCUCAUUUUCGGUCAUUUAGUUGAAAUCAAUUAAAGAUCAAUAUGGUAAAUGCCAAACUCAACGUUGGAGGAGUGAACCUCUAUGAGAAAC
Molecule: messenger RNA, 957 nt
Organism: Nanorana parkeri
Lineage: Eukaryota; Metazoa; Chordata; Amphibia; Anura; Dicroglossidae
Gene: TMEM125
Product: transmembrane protein 125
Exons: 1
Coding region: 81-737 (218 amino acids)
Source: RefSeq, a predicted model, not a curated record